ACUCAAUAUGACACCAACGACGAUUCUAGUAAUGAAGACUCAAUAUGAUGCCAACAACGAUUCCGUAAUGAAGACUCAACACAAUGUCAAUGAUGAUUCUAAUAACGAAAACUCAAUAUGA
This is a messenger RNA of Racocetra persica, 121 nucleotides long. The record is from the annotation of a GenBank genome assembly. NCBI's taxonomy places the organism in Eukaryota, Fungi, Glomeromycota, Glomeromycetes, Diversisporales, Gigasporaceae.